CCACCCCUGCACUACAGCCUUCUGAAAACGUCACUUUGAGGCGUCUGUCGAUACAUUAUUAAAUUUAAUUUAAAACUUGAAUAAGUUCAAGUUCCUGUAUAAUUAUUAAAACAAAAAAUAAUACAAUUUACUAUGGCGACCCUAGAAGACAAGAUUCUUGGCGAGAAGCUGCACAAUUAUUGUAGCAGCAGCGAAGACGAGGGCUCUGAUGAUGAAAGCCACAACAAUUCAGGUGAGGAAGAAAUCGCUGUGAAGAACUCUGAGGCAACAGGUGAAUUGCCUCCUGUCAAUAGUUGGUCAGGUACAGCUAGUAACACUGGACCAAAAGGGGUUAUCGAAGAUUGGAAGAGAUAUAAACAGUUAGAAGCUGAAAACCGUAAGGAAAUGGAAAUUGAGAAAAUUGCAUUAGCGAAAAAGCUCACCCUCUCAGUAAAAACUGUUAGAGAGGAAGAACAGGAUAAGGAAACUGAUGAAAUUGAGGACGAAUUAAAUGAACUUCUUGAUGAAGAAGUGCUUUUGAAAUAUCAAGAGAAGAGAGUGCAAGAGCUGGUGGCUCAGAUAAAAAAAGCUCUAAAAUUUGGUAAAGUUCUAACUUUAAAAAGCGAGGAAGACUUUUUGAAUUCCAUUGACAAAGAAGAUCCCAAAGUUUCUGUUAUUAUGCAUAUAUACAGCCAAGGAAACAUGGCUUGUGAAACAAUGGAUGCCUGCCUUAAUAUUCUUGCAAAUGACUAUCCAACAUUCAAAUUUUGUCGAAUAUCUGCAGACUGCACAUGCUUGAGUCGCCGAUUCCGUAUUGAUGGAGUACCAGCAUUAUUAGUUUACAAAAGUGGGCAAAUUAUUGGUAACUUUGUACAGCUAUCUUCAGAACUUGGGAAUGAUUUCUAUGCCAAGGAUGUUCAAAAGUUUCUUAUUGAAUAUGGCAUACUACCAGAACUUAACUAAGGACUGUCGGAUAAGACUCAAGUGCAUCUCUUAUAUUUAGGCUGUUAUUUAUAGAUAAUUACUUGUGAAUGUAUUUCAAGUGUUUUUGUGUGUAUAUUAUACUAUGAAUCACAUUAUUCAAUUAAUAAUGACUGCUGAUGAGAUGCAACUUAGCAACCAUGAGCACCAGUCAUCAAAAUAUGUAGCAGGCCUUAGGUGACCAUGCUGGCCCACUGAGUGUCAUUUGCACAUAAUACAUAAUUUCGUCCUAGUGUUUUUCACCACUGUAACUGCAAAAUAAUUGAGACACCAACAUGAAAUUAAAACUUUCUAUUGAAGUAAAAACUGAUUCAGUGGCCCAAUAACAUGAUGCAGUUUUUUUUAAUGAAAAUAAGGGAUGACACAAGCAGGACAUUCAGCUGAUGGUAAUUGAUACACCCUGCCCAUUACAAUGCAGUGCCACUCAGGAUUCUUGAAAAACCCAAAAAUGUUGUCUUGCAUUUGCACAGUAAUUUCACUAGCCCCUUCAGAGCAAAACUCAGUAAUGUUUACUUGUGGCAACCAUAAUCUAAUUGUGUUAAGUGUUGGAAUCAUCACAAAUUCACUACACACAAUUUUCAUCAAGAACAUACAGACUAUGCCUAAUUAUUUAUGUGUGUGUACAUACCAUCCGUAUGCUCUGGUGGUUACAGGCUGAAUAUGGCUGGGUCCCAGAUCUGUUAAAACAUGUUUUUUUUUUUUAAAUAACAGUGACUGUUGAAGUGUGUAUGUAGGGCCACCCUUUUACUUAUUUACUGUCUUAGAACAAAAUGGAAGUCUAUCCUACAUCAAAAUUUUUUUUGCCUAAACCUAAUGGGGGUUUUUCUUGUUAUCUAUGUAGUGAGUACAUUGAAAUGUGAUAUAAAUAUUAUUCUUUUAUUGCAAUUUGGUUUGAGCUGUUGGUCUUGUUACCAAUGCUCUAAAUAAUUAAAUUAGCUUAUUUACUGUUAUUUGUACACCCUAUUCUGUUUUGUAAUGGAAGAGAAAAGAUGUCACUAAGUGCAGAUACAGAACUGCUUGUUGAAUAUAUGCCAUGUAUUUGAAGAUUGAGUAGUAAACAAGCUUGUAAGUGAAUAGUUUGUUCGGAACAGUGCUACAUGUGUAGUUGUAUCUCAUUAUACUACACCUGUGUUACAACUCAGUAUAAUGUAAUGUCACUUAUAUGGGCAAAUAAAUUAGAUAUAUGCAAAAAAAUUGUUGAGCAAAUUCCUCCAUCCAAUAAAAUGUGAGAAUGCUUAAGAUAACUUAAUAGUGGAGUAUUUUAUUUAAUUUACUGAUAAAAUGCAUGUAAGGACAAACAAACAAAUUAUUCUGAAAGGAAAAACUGAAAUUCUUGUUUUGUUUAUUUUUGUUACAAUUCUUAAUCUAAAGUAAAUUGUUCUUAUCAUUGUGAAAUAAACUAUGCUAAAUUCUUA
This is a messenger RNA of Leptidea sinapis, 2375 nucleotides long. Its product is annotated as phosducin-like protein. Lineage: Eukaryota; Metazoa; Arthropoda; Insecta; Lepidoptera; Pieridae. The record is from RefSeq and is a predicted model, not a curated record. The transcript has a single exon. Gene Ontology annotation, biological process: regulation of G protein-coupled receptor signaling pathway. The coding region runs from base 133 to 942 and encodes 269 amino acids.